This is a messenger RNA of Tinamus guttatus (white-throated tinamou), 472 nucleotides long. The record is from RefSeq and is a predicted model, not a curated record. Lineage: Eukaryota; Metazoa; Chordata; Aves; Tinamiformes; Tinamidae.
AUGGCUGAUGUGAUAAAGAAGAGGCAACAAGAUGUGGUGAGGUUUCUAGAAGCCAAUCGUAUCGAGUUUGAAGAGGUGGAUAUCACAAUGUCAGAGGAGAAGAGACAGUGGAUGUAUAAAAACAUUCCUGAGGACAGGCAGCCCGCGCAAGGCAAUCCGCUGCCACCGCAGAUAUUUAGUGACGAUCGGUACUGUGGAGAUUAUGAUGGCUUUUUUGAAUCAAAGGAAAGUAACACUGUCUUCUCCUUUCUUGGACUGAAACCUAGUUUGGCAUCAAAGGAGUCAGAACCCUAGGAAACCUCUCUGAAGCUUCAACAAGCCCAUCUUCUGAAUGAACAACCCUGCUCUUAGCGCACGAUGGCUUCCCUGAUGGAUCACUGUGAUAGAGCAACACGCAUCAUUGUAUGUUCUGCUUGCCACUGGGAUGGUGCUCACCAACUGAAUGGAGUUAAUAACUUACCUAUGAAAUGGG